Caenorhabditis angaria is the source of this 1416-nucleotide messenger RNA. The record is from the annotation of a GenBank genome assembly. Lineage: Eukaryota; Metazoa; Nematoda; Chromadorea; Rhabditida; Rhabditidae.
AUGCGAAUCAGCAACAACGUGGGAAAAUUGACAAGCUGGAUGAAUUUUUUGAUUUGGAAAAGUAAUAGGUGAGUUAGCUUAACUAUUUUGCUUUGAGGUACCUUAAGUGGGAAUUUAACAGCCUUGAAUGACCUUAUGAAUUCUCUGAUUUUACAAUUAGAAUGAAAUUUGUCUUUUUCAGAAUCAACAAAACGCUAGAAAAGAAUGCCGAAGUGAUUGACAACUAUACAAAGGGAUUUUGGAAAAUGCCAUGGAGACAUGGAGUUUCUGUGGUUAGUUUUGAAGCCCCAGAAAACAGGAUCAUAGGGAUUUUUUUCAGGGCAUGUUGGCUUUGAGGAUACGUGAUUGCCCCAAGUUUGGGUAAUUAACAAGAAUCCGGGUGGAUCCCGGGAGAUAGACAAUUGGGGAUUUUAAAGUCAGGUAAGAUAUCAAUUUUGAAAUUAAUUUUCACCAUGAAUAUUUAUUUUUUCAGAUCUCGAACAUGGAUUACAAGUUGACUUCAAAAAUACAAGCUGGUCCUCGAACCUGGGUAAUUGAAAAAUUUUCUGAAUUAUCCUGAAUUUUUUUUUCAAAUCUCUAUUGUUUUCCCUAUUUUUUGCAUCUAUCCCUAAAUUAUCUUACAAUUUGAAUUUGAAUUUUUUGUUUUUCAUAAGUCAUUUUGAAAAAUGUUUCAAUAAAGCUAUUUUUCAUCAAAUCUUUGCUCGAUUUCAUAUUUUUUUCAAUUUUUCAGUUUAAGCUUUUGCUUUUUCAUCAAAAACAUUUAUUGUUGAUGAAAAAUUAGUAGCGGACAAAUAGCGGGAAAAUUUUAGAAGCUUCAGAAGCUUUCAGAAGAUUUUCCAAACUUCCGGAGACUUGUGGAAGCUUCAGAAGCUUUUAGAAGAAUUUUGAGGGGUUUCAGAAGGCUUUUGAACAACUCAAAACGCUUUUUGAGGCUUCAGAAGGCUAUUUUUAACCAACACUGAUUGUGAGGGGUGAAUGAAAUUCCUGUAAGUUUCCCUGUAAACUCAUUUAUUCAUUCAUCAAACACAAAAAAACUAUAUUGGUGGCCCUAAAGAGGGCCGUUGGGUUUGUUUGGUUUUGGCCCUUAAGAGGGCCGUUGGAUAUUUCAACACGUUGGCUGGUUUUGUAGAUUCUGAAAUAUAUAUUUAUAUUUUUCUUUAAAAAAAUUUUGAAUUCAGAGCAAACCUUCGUUACAUGUAUGAUUUGAACAUAUGAAUCACUUCUGUAGCAGAUUGUUUUCUGAUAAUAACUCUUUCCAAAAUGCUGAACACAAAUUACAAAUCUCAUACACGUUUUUGAGUGUUUCUCCCAAUGUUUUUGACAGAUUUUGAUCUUGCUUGUAUUCCCAUACAAGUUGAAUGUCAUCGUCCUCAUUUGGAUUAUGAUUUAUCAAAUCAAAUUUGGCAUCAAAUUUAA